UGGAUCUCCAGGUGGGUGCCAGACAGCAACAGGAAGGUACAGCUCUCCAUGGCUGCCUUCAUUCUUGCCUGGAUGCAACAAGGAAAUUUGGCAUCCAGGUUUUGGGGGAGUUGACCCGUCCAUCCCCAAGGAUGCUUUAUUCCUGCUCUUCUUUAAUGGCAUUGAAAUGGAAAAUGUGGCACCCUGUAUGUCCUAGGGAGUUAUUCCUGGGGAGCUCACAGGCUCUUCUUGGAACUCCCAGCCCUGUUUUUCCUCCUGCUUUCCCUUGGUUAUACAAGCUUUUAUUUUUGAUACAGCCCUUAUAAGGCAAGUCCAUCUACAGACAACUUUUCCUUACAUUCCCCCUUGCCAAGAUGAUGUCACCUUAAAACGAGACUUGCAAAAGGUUAAACUGUGAUUAGGCAGAUCGCGUCGCCUCAAACUGUGAUCUUUGGCGGAGCAAACACCGUGAGGAUGGAAAGGGGAAGAUAAGGGUGCUGUGCUGGAGCCAGUGGUGCUGAAUUCUGGUGAAGCAAAGCACACUGGUAGCAUUGUGCCAACUCACUGUGCAAAGACCGAGCAGCUUCUCACCCUCCUUAGUAGUUUGCUUGGUCCUGGAUCUUGGAUCGUUUCUUGCAGAGGACCGAGGAUGUCCUCGAUGUUCGGCAAGCCCCGAAACAGCAGCGAGCGGCCGCCCCAGAGCCCCCUCCCCGAGUGCAACGUGGCCAUCCUGGGGUGCAGAGGGGCCGGCAAGUCAGCUCUGACCGUGAAGUUUCUAACCAAGAGGUUCAUCAGUGAAUAUGAUCCCAACUUGGAGGACACCUACUCCUCAGAGGAGCUGGUGGACCAGCAGCCUGUGCUCUUGAAGGUGAUGGACACUGCUGACCAGGAUGGCCCCAGGAACUGUGAGCGUUACCUGUGCUGGGCCAGUGCCUUCCUUGUUGUCUACAGCAUCGACAACAGGCAGAGCUUUGAGGGCUGCCAGCGCUACCUCGAGGUGCUCGCCCUGCACGCGCGGGGCUGCCAGCGCCGCUGCCCCGUGCUCCUGCUGGGAAACAAGCUGGACAUGGAGCAGUACAGGCAGGUCCCCUCAGCAGAAGGGAUGUCCCUCGCCAGCAGCUUCGGGUGCCUCUUCCAUGAGGUGUCGGCAUGCCAGGACUUCGCUCGGGUGCAGCACGUGUUCCACGAGGCCGUGCGGGAGGUGCGGCGCCAGGCGGAGUGGAACCUGCCCGUGCAGCCGCUCUUCAUCUCCGAGGAGCGGCCCUGCCCGCCCGUGGCCACGCCAGUGGCCCUGCCCACCCACCACAGCUUGGCCACCUGCACCUUCAACACCCUCUCCACCAUCAACUACAAGGAGAUCCCCUCGGUGGCCCAGGCCAAGCUGGUCACCGUCAAGUCCUCGCGGGCUCAGAGCAAAAGGAAGGCUCCCACGCUCACCCUGCUGAAAGGCUUCAAGAUAUUUUAGGACGCAUCCCUGUGGGCUGCAGAGGGGGAGGAGAGAGACCCUCUGAGACCUUCCAUGAUGGACUCACAGGCAUUGCAGCAGCUGCUGCCCCGGCCUCUGUGCCAGCAGUGGCAACCAGGCGAGCAGGCAGAGUGCCAAGUGUCUGACAUGGGCUGUGGCAUCGCUCUGCCUGCCCCUGCCCAGUGCUGCUGUGGUGUUUGCACCUUAUCCUGCCACUGGCACUGAGGCCAGCUCAGUUUUCUGUGAGGAUGCAGCAGCUCCCAGAGGAGCUGGAGCUGUGGAUACCAUUGGGAGGGCAAGGGCCGGCCCCACGGCUGCCAGCCACCUUGGGCACCUGACACACAGGAGCCCAGGAAGGGAGAAUUAAUCAUUAAGCCAGCAUGGAGACACCCACCUUGUUCAUCCCACAGGUCCCCAAAUAAGCAAUAAGUAGGAGAAACUUUUAUUUUUUUAAAAUCCAAAUAAAAAGGUGCAGAUACUGUUUCAGCUGCUUAAAGGCCUCAGGUGGCCUGAAAAUUAUACCCAAACAUCAAGCUAAGUCACACCAAAAUUGCUGCUUUUUUAAUUAACUUUUUACACUACAGCAUCCCUUUCCAAAGGCUUUGCAAGGAGAUGCUUUGCUGACAAGGACAUGGUCUGAAAAGCCUUUGUCUAAAAGACUGACGCAUUUUCAAUACAUAUUUUCAAUAAUGUCCUAAAUUAUUUCAUGGCUUCUACAUGUGCCCAAUGAAGAACAGAAAGAGAAUUCUGGAGCAGAUCAGGCUCUACCUGUGCCUGAGCCAGGGCCAAGGGCUGGGUGUUUGGUUUCAGGUGCUCUAUCAGGUUAAAUGUUCUACUUCUCCCUGGAGUUGCAGUUACUUUAUGGAGUAAAAUAUCCAUGUGUAUAUUUGUACAUAUAACCAUAUAAAUAUAUAUAUGACCUUACUGACAGAUUCAAUAUGGCAGUUUGAUCAACCACUUUGGAAAGUAUUUUAAUAAAGAAGAUUCUGAAAAGAAUAAAAA
Molecule: messenger RNA, 2446 nt
Organism: Cyanistes caeruleus (blue tit)
Lineage: Eukaryota; Metazoa; Chordata; Aves; Passeriformes; Paridae
Gene: RASL12
Product: RAS like family 12
Molecular function (GO): GTPase activity; GTP binding
Source: RefSeq, a predicted model, not a curated record